AUGUUAAGAGCUAAAGUACCGCAGUUAUUUACAGCUAGAGCUGCUAGCAGAUCAUUAGCCACUCAAGCUAGUGGAAUAUACGAAGUUCCCCAAGAAUAUCAAUCAAGAACUCCACCUUAUUCCAAAUUGAUUUCUAAAUUGGAUGCAGUGAGAAAAAUUCUUGGAAAUGACCAACCAUUAACAUUAGCAGAAAAGAUUUUAUAUUCACAUUUGGUAGACCCUGAAGAAAGCCUUGCUUCAAGUAAUGGUAAAGUUUCCAAUAUCAGAGGAUUACAAUAUUUGAAAUUGAAUCCUGACAGAGUAGCCAUGCAAGAUGCUUCCGCUCAAAUGGCUCUUUUACAAUUCAUGACUUGUGGAAUGAGUUCCACUGCUGUUCCUGCUUCUAUUCAUUGUGAUCAUUUAAUUGUCGGUAAAGACGGUGCUGAACAAGAUUUAGUAAAAUCAGUCGCUACCAAUAAGGAAGUGUUUGAUUUCUUGCAAAGUUGUGGGGAAAAGUAUGGUAUUCAAUUUUGGGGCCCAGGCUCAGGUAUUAUUCAUCAAAUUGUCUUGGAAAACUUCUCUGUUCCAGGGUUAAUGAUGUUGGGUACUGAUUCCCAUACUCCUAAUGCCGGUGGGUUAGGUGCUAUUGCCAUUGGUGUAGGUGGUGCCGAUGCGGUUGAUGCAUUAACUGGAACUCCAUGGGAAUUGAAAGCUCCAAAGAUUUUGGGGGUUAAAUUGACUGGUCAAUUAUCUGGUUGGAGUUCUCCAAAGGAUGUUAUCACUAAAUUAGCUGGUUUAUUAACCGUCAGAGGUGGUACUGGUUACAUUGUUGAAUAUUUUGGUGAAGGUGUCAAGACCUUGUCAUGUACUGGUAUGGCUACCAUUUGUAAUAUGGGUGCCGAAAUUGGUGCCACCACUUCUACUUUCCCAUAUCAAGAAGCCCACAAGAGAUAUUUGAUUGAAACCAAGAGAGGUCCAAUUGCCCAAGCUGCUGAUUCAGUCAAUAACAGCUACGGUUUCUUACAAGCCGAUAAGGGUGCUGAAUAUGAUAAAGUUGUUGAAAUCAACCUUUCUGAAUUGGAACCUCAUGUUAAUGGUCCAUUCACUCCAGAUUUGUCUACUCCAAUUUCUAAAUUUGGAGAAACUGCCAAGAAGGAAGGAUGGCCUGAACAAGUUUCUGCUGGUUUAAUUGGGUCUUGUACCAAUUCUUCUUAUCAAGAUAUGUCUCGUGCUGUUUCCAUCAUCAAGCAAGCCGAAGCUGCUGGUUUAAAACCAAAGAUCCCAUUCUUUGUUACUCCAGGUUCUGAACAAAUCAGAGCUACUAUUGAAAGAGAUGGAUUAAUUGACACAUUUGAAAAGAAUGGUGCUAUUGUCUUGGCCAAUGCCUGUGGUCCAUGUAUUGGUCAAUGGGAUAGAACCGACGUUCCAAAGACUUCUACUGAAACCAAUGCCAUUUUCACUUCAUUCAACAGAAAUUUCAGAGCCAGAAACGAUGGUAACAGAAACACCAUGAACUUUUUAACUUCCCCAGAUAUGGUCACUGCCAUGAUUUACUCUGGUGACAUGAAUUAUAAUCCAAUCACCGAUUCGAUUAAGUUGGAAAAUGGUGAACUGUUUAAAUUCCAACCACCACAAGGUGAAGAUUUGCCAUCCCAUGGAUUCAUUAGAGGAAGAGAAGAAUUCUACCCUGAAGCCAAUCCUCAACCAAAGCCAGAAGUUCAAGUCAAUGUUUCUCCUGAAUCCGACAGAUUACAAUUAUUAGAUCCAUUCAAGCCAUGGUCAGGUGAAGAAUUAUCAACUAAUGUGUUGUUAAAGGUUGAAGGUAAAUGUACCACUGAUCAUAUUUCCGCUGCUGGUGCCUGGUUGAAAUACAAGGGUCAUUUAGAAAACAUCUCUUAUAACACCUUGAUUGGUGCCGUCAAUAAAGAAACUGGAGAAGUGAACAAAGCAUAUGAUUUGAAUGGCGAUGCCUAUGGUAUUCCUGAAUUAAUGAUCAAAUGGAAGGAAGAAGGUCGUCCUUGGAUUGUCGUUGCUGAACAUAACUAUGGUGAAGGUUCUGCUAGAGAACAUGCUGCAUUAUCCCCAAGAUUCUUGGGUGGUUCAAUAAUCUUGGUUAAAUCAUUUGCCAGAAUUCAUGAAACUAACUUGAAGAAACAAGGUAUGUUACCAUUAACAUUUGCUGAUGAAGCUGAUUAUGACCGUAUCUCCAGUGGUGAUUUGAUAACAACAAUUGACUUGGCAGAUAUGAUUGCUAAAGAAGGCAACAAUGGUGGGAACUUACGGGUUAAGGUGACCAAGAAGGAUGGAACUUCGUUUGAAAUUUUAACUAAACACACCAUGUCUAAAGAUCAAGUUGAAUUUUUCAAGGCUGGUUCUGCCAUUAAUUACAUUGGUAACUUGAAGAAGCAAAGUAACUAG
Messenger RNA from Spathaspora passalidarum NRRL Y-27907, 2397 nucleotides. It is a transcript of the gene ACO2, whose product is annotated as aconitate hydratase. The coding region runs from base 1 to 2397 and encodes 798 amino acids. The transcript has a single exon. The record is from RefSeq and is a predicted model, not a curated record. Lineage: Eukaryota; Fungi; Ascomycota; Pichiomycetes; Serinales; Debaryomycetaceae. Gene Ontology annotation, molecular function: 4 iron, 4 sulfur cluster binding; aconitate hydratase activity. Gene Ontology annotation, cellular component: cytosol; mitochondrion. Gene Ontology annotation, biological process: tricarboxylic acid cycle.